This is a messenger RNA of Vicia villosa (hairy vetch), 2106 nucleotides long. RefSeq lists its product as uncharacterized. The record is from RefSeq and is a predicted model, not a curated record. The transcript is spliced from 4 exons. Bases 1 to 2106 code for a protein of 701 amino acids. Gene Ontology annotation, molecular function: nucleic acid binding; RNA-DNA hybrid ribonuclease activity. Lineage: Eukaryota; Viridiplantae; Streptophyta; Magnoliopsida; Fabales; Fabaceae.
AUGGACAAUGCUAUGGUAGCUACGGAGAUCAUUCACGCCCUUAAGAGGAAAACUAGUGGUAGCAUAGCCCACUUGGCUCUUAAAAUCGAUAUCAGCAAAGCUUAUGAUAGAGUUGAUUGGGGGUUUCUUAGAGGCAUCCUCCUUUGUAUGGGAUUUCAUGAGAAAUGGAUUCAUUGGAUUAUGAUGUGUGUGACUUCGGUUCAUUAUUCUGUUCUUGUUAACUCUGAUAGAGUUGGACCCAUUAUUCCAGGAAGAGGUCUGAGACAAGGAGAUCCCUUAUCACCAUAUCUUUUCAUUCUUGUUUCUGAAGGGCUUUCGGCUCUUAUUAGAGGCGCCGUCUCUCGUGGUGACCUUCACGGGGCACAGAUAUGCAGGGGGGCACCUAGUGUGGCUAAUCUUGUGGAGGUGACUAAUCUUAUGGGAAUCCUUAAUAUUUAUGCUGAGGCGACUGGUCAGGAGAUCAAUUUGUCAAAAUCUGAAGUUUACUUUAGUCGUAAUAUUAGUAGGCCAGCACAGGAGGAUUUAGCCAAACUAAUGGGGGUGAGGCAUGUUUUGGGCACAGGAACCUACUUGGGAUUACCUUCCAUGAUUGGUAGGAGUAAGAAGGCGACUUUCUCCUUUCUCAAGGAUAGAAUUUGGAAAAAAAUCAACUCGUGGAGCGGAAGAUCCUUAUCUAGAGCGGGGAAAGAAGUUAUGAUCAAAUCUGUGCUUCAGUCGAUCUUGACCUAUAUUAUGAGUCUUUAUUUGAUCCCGGAUGGUGUGGUGAAGGAUGUUGAAAAAAUGCUGAAUUCUUUUUGCUUGAAAAGCGAAGGAGGGAUGGGUUUUAGGGAUUUCAAAGCAUUUAACUUGGCAAUGAUUGCAAAACAAGGGUGGAACUUUUUGUCGAAACCAAAUUCUCUUGUGGCUAGAAUCUUCAAAGCAAGGUAUUUCCCUCGUUCCACUUUUCUCGAUUCAAAGAUUGGCAAUAAUCCAAGUUAUGUGUGGAGGAGCUUGUGGAAGGCAAAGGAUGUGUUAAAGUUAGGUAGUCGGUGGAGUAUACGGGAUGGUAGUAACAUCAAAGUUAUGCAUGAUCCGUGGCUCCGUGAGAAGGAUGGUUGGUGGAUUAAUGGUCCUCAGAAGCAAGGCGUGUAUGAUCUCUUUGUAAAAGAUCUUAUGCGUCCCGAUAUAAAACAAUGGGAUGUGGGUAAGGUGCUACAAGUUUUUGGUAGGAAGGAUGCGGACUCUAUUCUUAAAAUUCCUUUAGUGGAGGAGGUGGUGGUAGAUAGGUUGACUUGGCAAGAGGAACAAAGUGGUGAAUAUUGUGUGAAGUCGGGUUAUAGACUAUGGCGAAGGAUGCAAAACAAUAUUCGGCCCUAUGGUACUGAAGGUAAUUGGAAUCAUCUUUGGAGUAUUCUAGCGCCGCCUAGAGCAAAGCACUUGUUAUGGCGGAUUUGUAGGGAUUGCCUCCCGACCCGCUCAAAACUCCAACAAUUUCAUGUUCAAUGCCCGGUCUUAUGUCCUUGGUGUGAGUUAGAAGAUGAAGAUGAUUGGCAUGUGUUCUUCGGUUGUCCUUCUACUAGUCAAAGUUGGUGGGCAGCAGCCAGAGAUAAUCGGAGUUCUCCCGUUGAUACUAGUAGUUCAGAGGUGUGGGUCCCGCCUAUGGUUAACAGAAUAAAGUGCAAUGUUGACGCCGCUUUCAACACGACUUGUGGUACUUCUAAUAGAGGUUGGUGCUUUAGGGAUCACAUGGGGAGCUUUAUCACUGGUGGAGUGGCUUGGGAUGUGGGUGCUCUUUCUGUCAUUAAAGCCGAAGCCACCGCUUUGAAGGAAGCAAUUCAAAAUGCCAUCUCUUUACAUUUCUCCCAUGUUACCUUUGAAAGUGAUUGUCAAAUUGUAACAAAGGCUAUUCACGCUAAGCAUGUAGGUAACUCUGAAUUUAGCCUUAUUGUUAAAAAUAUUCAGAAUUUGUUGCUUCUUUUUCCGAACUUUGAGGUAAAGUUUAUUAAGCGCCAAGCGAAUUUGGUUGCCCAUACUUUAGCUAAGGCGGCCAAUUCUUGGUCUAGGCGUAGUUUUUUUAAUAUGAUACCUCUUUGUAUUGAGCAUUGUUUAAGUAAUGAAAGUCGCUAA